AUGGAUACAUUUUUGAACAGACCUAAACGUAAUAAUCCAGAAUUUGAUUAUUCUAAUACUGUAAGAAAAUCAAAACACCGUAAAUAUGAUGAGAGUUACAUGGAUUAUAGUUUUACGUAUACGGUAUUGGAGAUUGAAGAACGUCCACAAUGUGUUAUUUGUUUCAAAGUAAUGGCUGUUGAAAGAAUGCUGCCUAAUAAAAUGAAACGUCAUUUGGAAACGACAACCUUUGCCAAGCAUGCUAAGAUCCCUUCUAAGGCUCUACUUGCAUCUUACAAAGUUGCUUAUCAAAUCGCUAAAUGUAAAAAACCACAUACUAUCGCAGAACAGCUCAUUUUACCAGCAACAAUGGAUAUGGUGUCAAUUAUGCUUGGGGAGGCUGCUGCCAAGAAAUUAAUGAACAUACCAUUAUCAGAUACUAUCAUUAGUCGCAGAAUACUUGAUUUAGCUGAAGAUAUUAAUGAUCAGUUGAUAGAUAAAUUAAAAGAUGGUGGUGUUUUUCACGAAGAUCUUCUUUUUUGUCGAACUAUUAAAAGUCAAGCUAAAGCAGUAGACUUGUUCCAAAUGCUCGAUUCUUUCAUUACGGAAAAUAAUUUAAUGUGGGAAAUGUGCUGUGGUAUUUGUACUGAUGGAGCUCAUUCUAUGUCAGGAUGUUACAAUGGACUUCAAGCCCUUAUUAAAAAAAAAAAAGCCCCAUACCACCAUGAAUACCACAAAAAAUUUAAAGACAUUGAUUUUCUUACAAAACUGUCAUAUCUUUCCGAUAUUUUUUCAAAGCUAAAUAUAUUAAAUAAAUCAUUGCAAGGAAAUGAAAUUCACAUUUUUGAGCUUCUUAAUAAAAUUACGGCUUUCCAAAGAAAAUUAGUUUUAUGGAAGACUAAAAUAGAAGAGGACACUAUUAAUAACUACUUUCCUAUGCUCUAUACAUUUCUAAAAGAAAAUGAUAUGAACUUGAAUGAGAUCGUCAAAAACGAGUUCAUUGACCACUUAUCAAACCUCAAAAUUAAUUUCGAAUAUUAUUUUCCACAAAACACUCAACAACAAAAUUGGAUCAAAGAUCCUUUCAGUGCUAAUCUUCCAAUAAAUUUGUCAUCUAUUGAACAAGAACAGUGGAUCGAUGUAACAUCAGAUUUCACAAUGAAGACCAUGUUCGGAUCAUCGUCGUUAACACAAUUUUGGACGCAUGUGAAACUACAAUACACCGAAUUGGCCACCAAAGCUUUGAAAAAUUUAACACCUUUUGCAACUUCGUACCUCUGUGAGACCAGGUUUUCUGCGUUAGCUGUAAUUAAAACAAAAUAUCGGUCAAAAGUGAACGUUGAGAAGGAGAUGAGAAUAGCUAUUUCCAAACAAUAG
Molecule: messenger RNA, 1356 nt
Organism: Sipha flava (yellow sugarcane aphid)
Lineage: Eukaryota; Metazoa; Arthropoda; Insecta; Hemiptera; Aphididae
Product: zinc finger BED domain-containing protein 5-like
Exons: 4
Coding region: 1-1356 (451 amino acids)
Source: RefSeq, a predicted model, not a curated record